Lodderomyces jiufengensis is the source of this 528-nucleotide messenger RNA. RefSeq names its product 60S ribosomal protein eL6 (gene RPL6). Gene Ontology annotation, biological process: ribosomal large subunit assembly; cytoplasmic translation. Bases 1 to 528 code for a protein of 175 amino acids. The record is from RefSeq and is a predicted model, not a curated record. The transcript has 2 exons. Gene Ontology annotation, cellular component: cytosolic large ribosomal subunit; ribosome. Lineage: Eukaryota; Fungi; Ascomycota; Pichiomycetes; Serinales; Debaryomycetaceae. Gene Ontology annotation, molecular function: RNA binding; structural constituent of ribosome.
AUGAGUCCAGCAGCUAAAUGGUAUUCAACUGAAGACGCUGCCGUCCCAAGACAAGCUAGAAAAACUUCACGUCCACAAAAAUUACGUGCCUCAUUAGUUCCAGGUACUGUUUUAAUUUUAUUAGCAGGUAGAUUUAGAGGUAAAAGAGUUGUAUACUUAAAAAAUUUAGAAGAUAAUACUUUAUUAGUCUCAGGUCCAUUCAAAGUUAAUGGUGUUCCAUUAAGAAGAGUAAAUGCUAGAUAUGUUAUUGCUACUUCAACUAAAGUAAAUAUUGAUGGAGUUGAUGUAUCAAAAUUCAAUGUUGAAUAUUUUGCAAGAGAACAAAAACCAAAAUCAAAAAAAUCAGAAGCUGAAUUCUUUAAUGAAACCCCAGCUAAAAAAGAAAUUAAAGGUGAAAGAAUUGCUGAUCAAAAAUCAGUUGAUGCUGCUUUAUUAUCAGAAAUUAAAAAGACUCCAUUAUUAAAACAAUAUUUAGCUGCUUCAUUUUCAUUAAAAAACGGUGACAAACCACAUUUAAUCAAAUUUUAA